Melitaea cinxia (Glanville fritillary) is the source of this 1815-nucleotide messenger RNA. Its product is annotated as NEDD8-conjugating enzyme UBE2F-like. The coding region runs from base 160 to 714 and encodes 184 amino acids. Lineage: Eukaryota; Metazoa; Arthropoda; Insecta; Lepidoptera; Nymphalidae. The record is from RefSeq and is a predicted model, not a curated record. The transcript is spliced from 3 exons.
UUGACAAUUGACAGCUGGAAUUUUUUUGUACAGUUUUGAAGUUUUGAACUUUUCUAGAUUCCUCGUCAAAUUAAAUCGAAAAACUAGUCAGUAUAGCAUAAUAUAUUUUUUAAGUUUCGUUGAGUUUAAUUAUUUUUAGGAAUAUUUAGUUAGCAUACAAUGAUAACACUUAAUAGGAAGCUAAAAAAAGAACAUACGGAGGCGACAAACGGGGUUAAAAUUGAACCUUCAAAAAGAAUAUCAGUUAGAGACAAGUUACUUGUUAAAGAAGUUCAAGAAAUGAAUGAAAAUCUUCCUACAACGUGUUCAGUGCAUUUCGAGGAUCCUAAUGUUUUAAGUGAAUUUAUUUUGACCGUAGCACCUGACGAAGGUUAUUGGUCGGGAGGAAAAUUCAAAUUUAGUGUCUUUGUUACAGAAGAUUAUAAUAUGGCUCCUCCAAAAGUGAAAUGUCUAACUAGACUGUGGCAUCCCAAUAUAAAUGUAGACGGAGACAUUUGUCUGUCGCUGCUUCGUCAGACUUCUAUAGAUGAACACGGAUGGGCACCGACUCGAAGGCUCAAGGAUGUUGUCUGGGGACUUAAUUCGUUAUUUACUGACUUAUUAAAUUUCGAUGAUCCGUUAAACAUAGAAGCUGCGGAGAUGUAUAAAAUGAAUAAAACUAAGUUUCAAUCGAAGGUCUUAGAGUAUAUAGCAGUGUCAAAAGGCAAGAGAUGAGGAAAGUUUUACCCGAUUAUUGUUAAUAACAAUUCCUAGCUAUCAUAGAGGACUUUUAAAUCUUCAGAAAUUAGGUAUAGUGUAAUAUAAAAAAGAAAUACUCCAAAACAGUGAUAAAUAAAAACUUUUCAUAAUUAUAAACGACCGUUUAUAAUGUACAUAAUACGUUGGUGUUCAUCGUAGCUCGAUUGUGAACUGAUUAGGGAGUAAAUUGUUUAAUUAAUUUUGUUUAAAUUAUUUUGAUAAUAUUGUGUCUUGGGGAAAGUACUAGAUUGUUAUUAAUCUCCGUUCAUUAAUAGUUAUGUAAACACAUUUCUGUUGCGUAUAAUCAAAACUCGGUUAGAAUUUGAUCUUUUGCAAUAUUAAGUAGUUUUUAAUUGUUAUGUUUAAUUGAACAAUUGUCUUAGUAAGUUAUAACCGACAAAGAGAAUGUGAAUCACAUGAAAUAGUCUAUAUUAUCUACAUGUAAAUAAAUCAAAUGUUUCUGUUUUUGAACUAAUCAUUAUGUUUAUAUACUAAGUUCAAAGUUCCUUUUUGGAUUAGACAGCCUAUUUUCUAAACAAUGUUUUAGACUAUAUUACAUCACGCUAUGAACGGAAGAAAUAACUAUGCUUAAGUAGGUUAAACAGUUUGGGUUGCUUGGUGUAAUAAUCAUAUUUAUUUCCAACUAGCUGGCACAUUGUCAUUGACAUUGUUUUGCAUUGUUUUCUAAAACAUUACGUUUUUCUUUGCAAUCUUCUUAAUCUUUUAUUUUGUAAGAUUAUUUUAAAUAGUAUUAGAAAUCUUCAAAAAAAGGUGAGUUGCUCUAAUUGUUCACGAGUAUUGUGCUAACAACACGCUUGAAUGUUCUAGAACAGUCUAGUACUUUCUCUGUAUUACGCCUGCUUUCACAGCUUCAUAUUAUAUAAAUACCUUUUUUAAUUAAAAAUUUUAAUGCAUUGUUUAAAAAAUAUAUUAUAAAAUGCUAAUAGCAUAUUAUACUAUUUUCUGUUUGUCUAAACUAAUUCCAACAUUGUUCAUAUUUUAACCUCAAGAAUGUAAUGUAUAGAUGUGAAUAUAUUAUUUGAAAUGAAAAAGAUAUAUUACAUAUUGUAUAUUACA